AUGGGUUCGAGAGAUUUUGAGUCUAUCAUGGAUUUACGAAAGUUGGCUAACUCAAUUGCUCCCAUUGAGCUGUCUGUCGGCUGGAGUCUUCCUUCCUAUGACUGGAUUAAAGUUAAUACGGCUGGGGCUUUGCGAAGACCAACUGCUGGGUGUGUUCUUCGGGACGGUACAGGAGCUUGGUUAGAUGAAAAAAGACAAAAGUGCUUUUUUGGAUGGUGUCGCGACGGAGAUCCACCCGCAGUGAAAUAUCGGAUUGACAAGCACCAUGGUCCAACUACAGCUCGACGAUUCAUGAAAAAUAACGAUACCGAUCUGCAAUUCCAAACAAAUAUAGAAAGCAAAAAUGCUCUCUCGCUUGGUGGGAUAUUGGAAGGAAACGCAGAUCUCUCUAAUAUGACCUGCUUCUACAACGGUUUCCGUCUUGACAGAGGAUGA
Molecule: messenger RNA, 435 nt
Organism: Dovyalis caffra
Lineage: Eukaryota; Viridiplantae; Streptophyta; Magnoliopsida; Malpighiales; Salicaceae
Source: the annotation of a GenBank genome assembly